Messenger RNA from Chondrus crispus (carragheen), 2542 nucleotides. RefSeq lists its product as hypothetical. The record is from RefSeq and is a predicted model, not a curated record. NCBI's taxonomy places the organism in Eukaryota, Rhodophyta, Florideophyceae, Gigartinales, Gigartinaceae. The coding region runs from base 1 to 2490 and encodes 829 amino acids. Gene Ontology annotation, molecular function: nucleic acid binding; RNA helicase activity; ATP binding. The transcript has 2 exons.
AUGGGAAUAAGCAUGCCCAUUUGCCAAGCCAUGAAGGCGGCAGGAUACGGUUUCCCAACUCCCAUCCAAAGAAAAGUUAUUCCUAACGUACUCGCAGGGGAUGACGUUGUUGCUAUGGCUCGAACGGGGUCUGGCAAGACUGCCGCUUUCUUAGUUCCAUUGAUUCAUAGGCUCGACGCUUCUCCUCUUCCGAUGUCCACAGCUUCGCGGAGGAAUGGACCACGCGCACUUGUCGUUGCGCCAACACGGGAGCUUGUACUCCAAACUCUAAAGUUUUGUAGGCUGUACUCGAAGUGUAUGCAGCCUCCGCUUCGAACUGCUGUGGUUGUGGGAGGAACGCCAUUAGAGGCACAGUUUGAAGCGUUAGCCGUCUGUCCGGACAUUAUUUUUGCAACACCUGGACGUUUGCUUCAACUCCUGGCAGAGAUGGGGGCAAGAGGCGGGCUCACGCUGUCUACCGCAGAAUCUGUUGUGUUUGACGAAGCAGAUCGUCUGUUUGAAGGAACUCUAGCAGUGGAGACAGCUGCUUUAAUUGCGAAUUUACGGAAUAGGCAGACUGAAACUAUUGAAGAUCGACAAACAAUCUUGAUAUCUGCCACCAUGCCACAUGCUCUCGCUGAAUUCUCGCGAACUGGACUUCGCAAAAGUUUAUCUGUGGUGCGUCUUGACGCGGACAAGGGAAUAUCUCCAACCUUGGCAGUCGCAUUCCUUAGCACUCGAGGUGAUGUUUCGAAAGACGCUGCGCUACAAGUAUUGGUCCGACGAAUUUUGGAUGAGGGAAGGACUUUGGUAGUCUUUGCGGCGACGCACCGCCGAGUGGAGUACUUAACAGAGCUUCUCCGUGUCUGUAUCACGCCUUCUGUUGGGUGUAUUCAUGGAAAUAUGGAUCAAAUGGCUCGUCUUGAUGCGGUUGGAAAGUUCCGCAAGAAGUUCAGUAAGGUUUUAGUUGUAACGGAUGUAGCUGCCCGUGGAAUUGAUCUUCCUGAGCUUGGUGCAGUGAUCAACUACGACAUUCCCGCAACUCCCAAACUAUUUAUUCAUCGUGUUGGUCGCGUAGGUAGGGCCGGGAGAUUUGGCCUAGCUUUCAACCUUGUGGCAAGCGACGAAGUUUCAUAUAUGUUAGAUACCUUCCUCUUCGUCGGCAGAGGCGUUACAUUUGCAGAAAGAAGGGGCGCUGACAAUCGCGAAGCAUCGAAUCCCUUCUCAUGCCACACAUUUGCGACGGAGACAUCCUUUAUAGUUGGAGCGUUGCCGAAGUGUGCAAUAGACGAAGAAGUGGAGAUAACGAGACAUGCGAUUCAGGGUGUAGAAUUGAGUAAGGCUUACAAAUCUGCGAGAAAUGCGCAAGGACUUUACACAAAGACAAGAGGAGUUGCGAGUGGAGAAAGCGUUCGGCGCGGGAAGGAAAUAUUUACUCAUCCAAACGGUGGUCGACGGAAUGUACACGUGCAUCCAUGGUUCACUGACCUUGAAACUGAUAUAGAGCGCGAGGCAUCAGAACAAGCCGCUCGCCUUUCGUUGUAUCGACCCAGAGAAACAAUGGUAACCGCACCAGACGCUCUUUUGAAGAGGAUAUAUCCGCGGAUGGAAAGCGACGCAACCGAAGGAGAUAGUUCACCUCAGGGGGCAGGGAAGACUGAGAGUGCCGAAGUCUUAUCGACGGGUAUCCUGGAGUCGCUUCAGUUGAUCCAGAGCAAAGAGGAGUCUGCUCGUUCAAUGAAGAUAUCUGCGCGUCAAGCAGCACUGGAGGAAGAGCGAAAUAGAUUUUUCCUGUCUGCGAGGCAGGAUGUUUCUCAAAAACAGUCCGAAAAAGCCUUAAAGGUUCGAAGCGGUGGAGUUAUGGGGGAUGGCUUGAAUGCAUUCCGCGAAUUGCGAGACGCAGCCAUGGAUAUGAAUGCUGACGCAAAUAGCGACCUCUUACGCUCAAAACACACGGGUUCAUCUACGGCGAAGUACUGGGAUCGCGUGUCAAAGAAGUAUGUGAGAGGUGGGCCAACGUCUACAACUUCUAAGCGCAACUUGCAUGUGGCGACAAGGGAGGCGAGGGCAAAUGCAAAAGGUGGAGACUCUUACGGCACCGCUGACGGAGCGCUGUUUAGCAAAUGGUUAUAUAAAAACCGAAAGGCUGUAGAGCAACUCGCUGAAAAGGUUGCCGACGGGGUCGGGGAGAAUGUCGCCCAUCUCAGUCUUGACAGCGGUUUAGGAAAUAAUGACUUUCGGAAGGGUGCGUUUGGGAGAAGAGCCCGAGUCGCGGCCGCCGCUAAGACUAAGCGACUUGAGACGAGCGACAAUGCUCAGGGUUUAUGUCGCCGCAAUGAACUGAAGUCAACUGAUGAAAUAAGGAAAUCACGGAAGCUAAAGGCAAAGGCCGAAGCUCGCCGGUUGGCCCGCUCCAGCAAGAAACCCAAGGGUUACAAAGGGGCAAGUGGACACUCCGCGAGCUCACAUCGAGGACCCUCAAGGUCGAAGUUAAUCAUCCGAAGGCAGUGACACCCAGGCAAGUGAGUAGUAAUAUGUAAAUGUUAUAUUGAGGUUCCUUGAA